Messenger RNA from Puntigrus tetrazona (Sumatra barb), 1764 nucleotides. RefSeq names its product pyruvate kinase PKM-like. Gene Ontology annotation, molecular function: potassium ion binding; magnesium ion binding; pyruvate kinase activity. The transcript is spliced from 11 exons. Lineage: Eukaryota; Metazoa; Chordata; Actinopteri; Cypriniformes; Cyprinidae. Gene Ontology annotation, cellular component: cytoplasm. Gene Ontology annotation, biological process: glycolytic process. The coding region runs from base 136 to 1764 and encodes 542 amino acids. The record is from RefSeq and is a predicted model, not a curated record.
CGCUGAGCUGUGGGAAGUAGUGCCGGUUAGUUCAGCCUGGAUAAGUUCAGACAGUGGCGGAGGAAAAGAUCAGAAGUUCCUGCAGGCGUUCAUCUUCUGAGGACUUUUCUAGCAGUCGCGGACGCAGCUCCAGCCAUGUCUCAGACAAAGACUACAGGCUCUGCCUUCAUUCAGACGCAGCAGAUGCACGCUGCUAUGGCAGAAACCUUCCUGGAGCACCUGUGUCUGCUGGACAUCGACUCUGAGCCUACGGUGUCCCGCAACACGGGCAUCGUCUGCACGCUCGGACCUGCCUCCCGAUCCGUGGAGACCCUGAAGGAGAUGAUCAAGUCCGGAAUGAACGUUGCACGUUUGAACUUCUCCCACGGAACUCAUGAGUACCAUGCUGAAACCAUCAAGAAUGUCCGUGAAGCCAUUGAGAGUUUUGGAGCUGGGAGCAUCGAGUACCGACCAGUAGCCAUUGCUCUGGACACCAAAGGCCCAGAGAUCAGGACAGGACUUAUUAAGGGUAGUGGCACUGAGGAGGUCAAGCUCGUCAAGGGUAACAUUAUCAAGCUCACUCUGGAUGACAGCUACAAGGACAAUUGCGAUGACAAGAUUCUGUGGCUGGACUACAAGAACAUCACAAAGGUGGUGCAGAAGGGCAGCCAUGUUUACGUCGACGACGGUCUUAUUUCACUCAUGGUUAAGGAAAUUGGUUCUGAUUUCCUGAACUGCGAGAUUGAGAAUGGAGGCAUGCUGGGCAGCAAGAAAGGCGUGAACCUGCCCGGGGCCAAUGUUGACCUGCCCGCAGUGUCUGAGAAGGACAUUCAGGACCUUCAGUUUGGCGUGGAGCAGGGCGUCGACAUGGUUUUUGCCUCCUUCAUCCGCAAAGCCGCGGACGUGCAGGCUGUCAGGAAGGUGCUCGGAGAGAAAGGCAAAAACAUCAAGAUCAUCAGCAAGCUGGAGAACCAUGAGGGUGUGCGCAAGUUUGACGAGAUCCUGGAGGCCAGCGAUGGUAUCAUGGUCGCCCGUGGAGAUCUGGGUAUUGAAAUCCCAACUGAGAAGGUGUUCCUGGCUCAGAAGAUGAUGAUUGGUCGCUGCAACAGGAUUGGCAAACCAAUCAUCUGCGCCACACAGAUGCUGGAGAGUAUGGUCCAUCACACACGUCCCACCCGUGCAGAGAGCAGUGAUGUGGCCAAUGCGGUGCUGGACGGAGCCGACUGUGUCAUGCUGUCUGGUGAGACGGCCAAAGGACACUUCCCUGUAGAAGCUGUCGCCAUGAUGCACUCGAUCUGUCGUGAGGCCGAGGCGGCCAUCUUUCAUCAGCAGCUGUUUGAAGAGCUGCGCCGCUUGACCCCUCUGAGCUCCGACCCCACAGAGGUCACGGCUAUCGGAGCCGUCGAGUCGUCCUUCAAAUGCUGCGCUGGAGCCAUCAUCAUCCUCACCACCUCCGGCAGGUCUGCUCAUUUAUUAUCUCGGUAUCGUCCUCGGUGUCCGAUCAUCGCCGUGACGAGGAACAUGCAGGUUGCUCGUCAAUCACAGCUGCUCCGCGGAGUUUUUCCCGCCUUCUUCAGAGCUCCGCCCGCAGACGUCUGGGCCGACGACGUGGACAACCGUGUCACUUUUGCCAUGGACAUCGGUGAGUGUGUGUGUGUGUCCGUGUAUGCAGCUUCUCAGCCUGUGCAGACCAUGAAGAACGGGACCCAAGAAGACCCUCUGAUGUUAUUACAUGAUGCUGACAUCUAUCCUCAAGAGUCACAUCUGUCAUGGAAGAAGUCCUGA